AGCACGUCGCCAGGAAAGAGAACAUAACACUGACUCUCCAACCACAAGUGCAAGCCCUCUGAGCAUGUCACUUAAAUCUGAUGACUCUGAUUCAUUUAUGGAGUACAUGUCCAUGAGGCCAAGAACUGCCAGCGACAGCUACAACUACAGGCCCAGAACAUCGAGCUUUGGGAAACUUCAGCCAAUGUGCAGGCCUCGCUCUGCUAGCCACGGCCAGGGUACAAGGCCUUUCCCAAAGUUCAGUAAACUGGCGGUAGAACAGUCCAGAAUAUCCCAGGAUCCCAUGCAUAGAACAUCCAUGGAGUCGUCUUUACAAGGCUCAUUUGACUCCCUGCGUGUGUCCAAUGAGAGCCUGAGGAAAACGUCUCAAGAGAUCAGAAAGAAGAGUGGUUCUAAUGCAAGUGACUAUGCUGAAAUGAGGGGGACGCCAUCUCCACAGCUUAAGCUGGUCUCAUCUGAGCCUGAUGGCUAUGUCAACAUGCAGCCGGGAACAGCUGGAAGGAAGUCGUCACCUCAUCGGAUUAGGUCAGAUUCUAGCGGCAGCGGGCGCCGGCCAGACAUAAGAACUAACAGUUCUGACCGCUUGCAGCAGCAGACCCACUUGCAACAGAUUGAUGACUAUACAGAAAUGGCCCCAACAAACGUUUCAUCAGGGGGUAGCAGAGAUUCAUACAUGAAUAUGGAUUACGGGACACGUCAAAGCAACAUCAGUGAUGUGAAGCUGACGGGAGCAACCAUACCUCCUUCACUUUCCAAUGAUUCAGAGUACAUGACAAUGGAACUUGACAGUAAAAAAUCUAGGUCAGACACAGGUAGAUCUGUGUCUAUGGAGAAUGUAGACACAUACGUUAUGUAUGAUCCUUCGCAUAGUGCGGGUAAUAAACAGAGAACAGGUUCCCUGGGUUCGAAAGAUAAACAAAUAUUUAGACCUACCUCCUCUAGGAAGCCCUCAUCAGUUUCAAUGUCAUCAUGCUCUCCAUCAGCAUCAUCCGUCAUAGUUCAACAGCAGCCAUCUGUAUCCACAUCCACUCGUACAGGGGGCAGCAGUGACUCCAUACGUAAAGCCUCACGCCAGUCAUCAAUGGAAAAAUAUAGUCUUGGUAAAGACUUCAGGAAGAAAAGUGGCUCAACAGGCAGCAGGCCGAGCAGUGCCAAGCUUCCCUUUAGUAUGGGAAAGGACCAUAAUGCACCUGGCUUCGGUAUAAUGCCAGUGAGGAAACCUGCUUCAACAUCUGCUCCUGUUGACGAUCUUGAUGACGAAUAUAUUGAAUUUUCACCUACGGCUACAAAGGGGGAUAGCUCACAUCCAAAUUCUCACCAUCCCACACAGCUCCAUUCCUCGGUACAACCCAGCUCUCACCCCAGUAGGGGCGUUCCAUUUUCAUCUAGUGGAGGCUUCAGCUCAGCACAUCCCCUGCCAUCACCUGCUGAAGAAGAGGCCUACACACUGUACAACCCUGCACCACAGUUCGCAUCAAAAACUGUGCAUUUCCAACCACAGAAACCACCACCAUCCAAACUUAACAUUCCAUCUUCUGCCAAACAAGGGGCAGCCAAGGAAGCUCAGGACUAUGUUGGUUUUGAGCCUGGCCCUCCCAUUCACUCUGUGGUAUCCCCAUCUACAUCACACAGGAAAAUUAAUGAAGCUCAGGAAUAUGUGGAAUACCAGCCUGCAACUGCUCCAGGAUACUUCACUUUUUCCCCUUCAUUGCAGCCUCAUGAAUCCUCAAGAGCAGACGGUCAGGAAUAUGUUGGCUAUGAGCCCGGUCCAGUGAGCUCGCAGGGUGCCAGCAAGCCAGUGUCACCCAACUCGGUCAUGUCCUACAUCAAAGGGUCGAGCAGUGAUUUAACAACUGGGAAAUCUAAACAAAGCCAGGGUCCCAAACAACAGCAGACAUUCUCAGAUUUGUCCAACAAAACUGGCAGAGGGGACGCUGCUCCUGGCAAGUUGAGCCCAAGUAAUAGCACCCACAAGACAGAGCUACCGUUUAAAGAAGGUCAGAUAUUUACUUUUCCAGGGAACUCUCAGUGGAGCUCCCCAAGUGCCUCAUCCUUGUUGUCCCCAAAUGCAGCCCAGCCACCUCCUGUUUAUGUAACGAAUGCCCAAAAUCUGCAGCAUCCCGGGACAGAAAAAGUUGCCCAACACUCUAACUUUGUAAAUAAGACAAAUCCGGCUCCGUUCUCUUCAUUUAGUACAGCACCGCCAUUUCCAGUCUCCAGCAAAACUCUGACAUCAGAUCCAUUUAAAGACGGCCCUCACCCCGACACAGCACAGCAGUCAAAGCAACCUAAAGCACCUCCUCUUAUUGCUGGACCACAAACUGGGCAACAGUGUUUACCUGCUACUCAAAGUGGCCAGCAGUGUUUACCUGCUACUCAAAGUGGCCAGCAGUUUUUACCUCCUACUCAAAGUGGCCAGCCAUGUUUGUCUACAACUCAGAGUAGCCAAAAUUGUUUGCCUUCUCCUCAAAGUAGCCAAAAAUGUUUACCUGCAACUCAAAGUAGCCAACGUUUUUUACCUGCAACUCCAAGUAGUCAGCCAUGUUUAUCUGUAAUUCAGAGCGGUCAGGAAUGUUUAUCUGCUGCACAAACUUGCACACAGAGUCAGAGUUGUUCCCAAAAUACCGUAUUAAAUGAAGGGAACCAUUAUGUUAGUUACAAUCCAGCUCAGUCAGGUUCUUUUAAGAGCCCAAAAGAAGAUUUAGCUCCAGAGACACCACUUCCAAGUGCAUGCCUUCUUCAAGGAGCCCAAACUUUUGGGGGAGCUAAGCCAAGUGUUUUCACCGAGCUCACUAUAGACACUGGUGUAGAAAACUCCUUCCAAGGAAAUGUUAACCAACCACAAAAGAAUUCACAUGGAUACCAACGUCAGACAUCUGCUCCAGCAAGUACACAUCCCAGCCAGGCUUUAGACACACCCAAAUCCAAUCCCACUGCUCAACAGCCGCAAGUAACUUCAGAUUCUACUGUUGCUGAGGUUAACAAACAGAAAAAUUUAAGUGGAGCACAAACCUCCUCCAACCACCAGCCCAUGUCUCCGAUUCCAAGUUCAGAAAACUCCAAGAGGCAUAAACAUCUGAGUGGAUCCUCCACAUCCGAUGCGCCAUCUCCAUCAGCAUCAACAAACAGACACAAACACCCUAGUGGCUCCUCCACAUCAUCUCAGAAAUCUCGAAAGGCCUCCACAGACUCUGAGAAAUCCAUCAGCAAAGGGAGCAAGUCAGACUCGAGGGGCAACAACCAAUCAGAUUCUAACUCAUCCUUAAAUUUAUCUGGAGGAAAAACAAAACGGAGGAUGCCAAGUGGGGAUAAAUCACCAGGUAGCAGUGCUGAGAAAAGUCCCAUGUCUCCAACACGCGGUGGUGGUGAGUUUUUUUGUGGUGAGGCCAGCCCUGUGGCUGGUAAAGAUUUAGAGGCCAAGAUGGCCGUCGUCAAGGCCAAGAUUCAGCAGAGCUUUGGUGACGUGUCCGGGAUGGUGUCCUCUACCAGCAAGGAUGGACAUGGUCAAAGCUUGGGAGACAUGACAGCCGCUUGCAAAAAGGAUGGGCAUGGGCUCAUCAGACCAGGAAGUACUCCGUGCAUGCAGAGUCUUGAUGCUGCCCCAGAUGUCAGCCGAUCAGCUGGCGACACCCCAAACUUCAGUUCUCGAUCAUGCUGUCUUCAGUUUUCGUCCAGCUCCAGAACAAGACACAGCAUACCGGAUCUGGGCAACUACCAGCAGAUUAAUUUUGCCAGCAGCUCUGGAUUGGUCUCCACCGGCUCUGAGCAAAAAGUCAACACGAGCAGCAGCAACAGUGGGAGCGGCGAGAGCUGUGGCAGCACCCACAGUGAGCCGGCCUUCAAGCCUUUGAUUUACGUCAAGCUGGAUCUGGGCGGCUCGGAAGGUCAGGGAGAUGCAGACUUGAAGGUGCCCCGGAUCAAGAGUAGAAACUCCUCUGACGCUGAUGAGAAGCAACCACCGCUUUCCUAUGCUCAAAUAGAUUUUGUUAAGUCUCAGAAUUUAAACAAAGGGAAGUCAAUGACCAUGGCUGGUGGAGACAGUUCCAGCAAAUCUUGAAAUGAGGCGAAUGUUGUGAGAAAAAAGAAUUACAAUGGAAUUUUUUUCAUUUUUAUCUUCAAACUGUGCAUAAGACUUGGGUCAAUGCAUGGAUGCAUUUAUUACUAUUCUGAUAUUUGUCUCGCUAUGAAAUCCUAGAAACAUGUGUUAUUUAAAGCGGAUAAACAAAACUAUAUUGGAAUCGGCCUGGCUGUCCUUAGACAUAGAAAAUGCACUUGAUAACCUGUUCAUUUUUUCCCAUUCAUGUGACUGCUUGAUUUAGUGUAAAGUGUCCUUCAUCUAACCAGCAGCCCCACCACAGAUGUUGAAAUUAAUUUGGUCUUAUAGUAACCUUACCUCCUCUUGUACUAGUCAAGGAACUCUCCACACCCCUAGCAGAAGAAGGAUCUUUUGACACAGUAUUAACAUGGUAGAUGUGACUGUGUGCAAGUUUGUUGGUUCAUUUUUUUGUUGUUGAUUUUUUUCUACUUGUUGAUGGUGGGAGGUAUUGGGUAAAAUCAUGCAGUUGUUGUGGCUGGAGCAGUAGAUUUCACACCUUGAGGGUACAAAAUACAUCGUCUAUGAUGCAUUCUGUUGAUGCAGCUGGCUUACUGUUGUUUUCCUUGAUUGAUGAUACUAUGUUAUGAUUUCUAGAACUAUCAGGCUGCAAUGCGCAACAACCACCAUAUCUUUGGGAGGGUUGUCUUUUUUAAAGAUUUGAAUGGUAUUCUCUACUUAAUGGCUAUAUGAACUAAGAGUGAGGUUUAAUAAAUAAAACUGCUGUAAAAACCAGGUGAAAGGCUUUCGGUGUUUACCUAAAAUUGAACUAUAAUUUUAACAUAAAAAUUUCAAAUAAAUGCACAGUUUCCUAACUGACUGUGAUUAAGAAGUCUUGCAAAUUUGAAUAUCCAACAAUACCCGACCCCUCUCAUUUCAGAUUAUCUAACAUAUGAAUGACAAAAAGGGUAGUUAUGUUUUUUUCAAUCUUGGAUUAUUGUUGUUUUUUUUGUUAUCAUGAAAUAUUUUUUUAAAUCCCAGACAAGACAUUUCUUGUGAUUUUUCUGAAAAAAAAAAUAAUUGAAUGUUUACAAUGAUUGCUUUUUUGUAAAGCAUGACUCAAAAGCAAGCACUUUUUUUUAAAUAAUAACUUCUGACAGCCGUUACAGUAAGUGUGUAAUUGAAAGCAUGCACAGGUCUAUUGUAGCAAGCAAAUGCAGGUCAAUGCUGGCAAGCACACGGGUUCCGUUUUUUGAAAUUUGAAAUAACCUUCAUAUUUUGUACUUCUAGAUGUAUUUAACGUUUUCAUUUCAUGCCAACAGAGCUCUACUUUUACCUUCUGGCUGUAUGAUGCGAUUAUUUUGAUGUGUGAAUUAAUCAUCUGUCAAUGCAUUUUUGUCUGUAAUCAAGACAAUUGUUUUUUUUAAACUGUUCUUUUUUUUUUAACUUCCACACUGAUUUAUUACAAAUUUUUUAUUAAACCCAAACAUCAGCACCAUUUUGAUAUGAUACAUCAGACAUUUCCCAUUUGCUAAUGAAUACUUGAUAACUUGUCACACUUUUAAUUGGUGUUAAGUUUUUCUUUUCUACGCUGAUUUAGAUACCGUAACAAUUUAGACAGUGGUGAGUGAGACAUUCAAAUUUAAGUUGCCAAUUAUAGGGAAAUAACGUGAUCACAAAACUUAAGUACAACUACAACUCAUUAUUACAAGUUAACUAGUGAUCCACUGUUACAGAAAUGUCGUUGUGUGUCUCGCUUUUAUAUAAAUGUUUGGUGAGACGGCUAUUAAUAUAAUGUAUAUAAAUCUGUUGUGUAUGAGGCCAUUAGUGAUACGUGUACAUUUAUGACAAUGUCUGUUAUGAACAAGGCCACUAGUGAUAUUUGAUGUAGCAAAUUUCCAUUAUUGCUCAUUGAUGUAUAUACAUAUUCUGUAAUAUUGUUAUACUGUGAAAUAAUAAAGCAAAAAUUUCCUCAAGACAUGAUU
Messenger RNA from Lymnaea stagnalis (great pond snail), 6018 nucleotides. The record is from the annotation of a GenBank genome assembly. Lineage: Eukaryota; Metazoa; Mollusca; Gastropoda; Lymnaeidae.